Messenger RNA from Pristis pectinata (smalltooth sawfish), 7579 nucleotides. It is a transcript of the gene ajap1, whose product is annotated as adherens junctions associated protein 1. The transcript is spliced from 6 exons. Gene Ontology annotation, cellular component: adherens junction; plasma membrane; cell-cell contact zone. Lineage: Eukaryota; Metazoa; Chordata; Chondrichthyes; Rhinopristiformes; Pristidae. Gene Ontology annotation, molecular function: beta-catenin binding. The record is from RefSeq and is a predicted model, not a curated record. The coding region runs from base 378 to 1631 and encodes 417 amino acids.
CAAGGCUCUUUCCUCAGUCCCUUGAAUCCUCAUCAUUUCAUUGAAAGGCUCCGUGAGCCGAACAUGCGAGAGGAGGCUGCUCUCAGAUCCCGUCACCCGAGACCCUUCGCUUCUCUUUCUUUCUGACCUCUCUUCCUCUCCAGUUUUCUCUCAUCUGUGUCAACGCAGACUCCUUUCUGGGCUGGUGGGGAGAUCUAUUACUUCCAAGCAAUGGCCAGUUCACCAACGGCGUUUUGGGAAUUACCUGAACGAGAAUGAAUAGCAGCUGUCUCUUACGAAGCUUGGCAUGGGAUGUUAAUAUUCUUUGAAACUAUUCGGGGAAAAAAAGAUGGUCUCUCUCUCUCUGGGUUGCAAAGACACGGUUAUGUGAGAAGCGAAUGCUGCGAGUAUUCACCAUGUUGCUGAAGCGCUUGUGCCCAAUGCCUGUCAGUAGAUUUGGACGAGCUGCUGGGUGCCACGCCUGGAUACUCCUCGCUGUCUUUCACCUAGUCAUGGAUUUUUCUUCUUGUGAAUCAAAGAUCCGGGGUCAGGUUCUCAGUCAAUCUUCAGGGUCGCUGCACCCAUCGCCGCGACACAGACCUGCCACCGAUCCUCUUUGGGAGUACAAAAGCAGUCGCCACGGGAGAAUUUCAAAAUCUUGGUGGCACAGAAUGUUUUGGCCUGAGACUCAUCCUGGAAGACAAAUCCCAAACAAGCCAACAGGGAUUCACAAACACAAGACAUUGACAGGUAGCCUGUGCAUUAACUGUCAGUCCAAACAAUCUGUGUCUCACAAAUUGGACCCUCCAGUCUCCGUGGAGACCAGGGAUUCGGUAAAAUUAAUCUCUUUGAAAAGGGCGAGAAGGCAGAGUGAUAACUUUGCAUUUGAUAAUUUUGAAAAACCCAAAUGCACUUCCUAUGACAGUGAAGGAAUAGCGACUGUGAUGCCUUGUGCUAUUGAAUGGGGUCCCACAAAAGAGGAGCUCACAGAAUUCAACAUGUUUUCAACUCCAGCAAGUCUUUCCACUACAAUGUUGACCUUGUUGUCCUCCACCAGAACUACAACUGCCAGAACUACAACCACCACCACAGCCAGCACCACUACCACCACUAUGCAAACCACUACAGCCUCACUCAGGAGCCAUAAGAUAGUGGUGCCAGACCCAGCUCUGCUCAGCACAACAGAGCCAAGCCUUAAGUGGGAGCUGACCAACACAGCCCGGCCCUCCCGCAUCGGAGAGACAGGAGGUUUGGCCGUUCAUCAGAUCAUUACCAUCACAGUCUCCCUCAUCAUGAUUGUUGCUGCUUUGAUAACAACUCUGGUUUUAAAAAACUGCUGUGCACAAAGUGGGAAUGGCCGCCGAAACAGCCACCAACGAAAGAUCAACCAACAAGAAGAAAGUUGCCAAAAUCUCACCGAUUUUACAGCAGCCCGAGUGCCAAGCAAUCUGGACAUAUUCACUGCUUACAACGAGACCCUGCAGUGCUCCCACGAAUGUGUUCGGGCAUCAAUGCCAGUCUAUACUGACCAAGGCCUGCACCAGACCACAGUCUACAAAACCACAUUCAAUGGAAACCGAACACCCCCAUCUGAACGGCAGCUAAUCCCAGUGCCCUUCGUAUCGGAGAAAUGGUUUGAAAUCUCCUGCUGACUGGCCGAAGGCUCUUACUCCUGGGGCGGGCAGACGUCACCUUUCUAAUUCUUGGAUUCCACUGGUGAAUCUGUAAAACACACGGAUGUCGACUUUUUUUUGCACACCCGUAGGACCGGGAACGAAGAGAGUCUUGUUUAUUUUUGUAAGUGCGGAUGCCAAUAAAAUAACAUUAUUUUACGACGAAGAAAGUAUGGAAGAAGUCUUGAAGAAUUAACCGUUUGCCAGAAUUGGAAUGGCGUGCAAUGUCGAUUGAGGAGAACUACACAGCAGCCAAAUUCCGAUAGGACAGAUAACCCUUCAGAAAUGUCUAUGGUGGAGAUAUAAUCUCAUGAACUAGGAUCCACUACCAACAGUGCCAUUAGAUGCCACGUACUUAGAGACUGCAGGCUGGUACGAUCCACUAACAGUACUUAACUCUUUGAGAAGCAUUUAAUAUUUUUUGUCCGGGAGAAAUAAUAUCUCUUCUUUAUGUAAAUGGGACCCUACUCAGAAACGAUAUUUCCUAAAGUGGUGUUUGUUGCUAAAAUUAAGUCUUGAGGCAGUGAUGAGAAAUUUGAAUUCAGUAUAUUCCAAUUAAAGCAGAGUGUAUAUCGUGUUUAGCAGAGUUAAUAUUUUUACUCUUCAUAUUCUUGAUUUAUUUUCUAAUCCCCUUUAAGUCCUAGGUUGUUUUCCCAAAGCAUUUGACGUGAGGUUGAGAAUCUAUCCAACCCUGAGAGAAUGUACCAGGGUGACUUUUCCCUAUUCCUGUAGGAUGCUGUCCAGCUCCUUCCACUGGAGAAGCUGAUAGCCUUUGAAUUUACAAGGGGCUUUGUCCAGCACAGUAUCCAGAGUGGAGGCAGAUCAUCUGAUAAAGACAUGAUGGAGGAACAUUGCUAUGGUGAUGGACAUACAUAUUGACGGCAUUGCAGACAGCGAGGCCAUUCUGUCACUUGUGGUCCCCAAAUUAUAGGUGAAAACUAUGACAACAAAUAUAUUUCCAUUCCCUGGAAGAGAACAUAAUUGCUAUCAAAAUAUGAAGCUAAGAGUCUGUUAAAUCUAGUUUUCUGAUUGGCUUUUGGUGGGAAAUGGAGUCUAAAAUGCAGAAACUGUCAGCCACUCCAUAACUCAUGCUAUUAAACACGCUGUACACUCAGGAGGACUUACUGAUGGUUUCUCACACUUCAUUGCUGUUUUUACCAAGUUAUAAAAUGGCAGAGAGAAUUUUAACCCUCUGAGGAGCAAAGGACUUUUUAAGUUUCUACAGAUGUUUUCUGUCACUUUUUUUUUCUUAAAAUUGUAUUGUGCAAAUACUUCGAGCUAUGGAACACAGAUCAAGGCAUCAAGCGUGAAGGACAAAGAUCUGUGUGUGGCCUACGAAGACUGAAUAACUUGCGCUUUGCAUUGUUUUGUUGUACAUCGAUGCUGUUACUGUCUUGAAAAUGGUUCAUAACCAUGACAACUGUGGGGUUUUCUUUCAGAUUACACGAAUAUCUCAUUAUAAACUAUACUGUGUGAUAAGUUUUCAUUCAGCAACAGAUGAUUUCUAUGAAAGAAUAAGUGAACUUUAACCAUGGGUUCAUGAGAGGAAAGCACUGCUUCUAAAUGGUUUCUUGUUUAAUGUUGAAAGAUAACUCUUCCUUUUGAAGUUACUUUUGACCUGGUGACCAGGAGGAGUGAAGUCUACAGGCGUGAGCAAUUUUGUUCAGCCCUUUUCCUCAGUCCAAUUUUCUCUCUCCUGCUCUGACUUCCAAAGACUCAUGUCAAACAUCUGUCUCCUCCCAAAUCUCACCCAAGUGCCCAUGUUUCACAUAUGAGCAGGGCCAGUCAGAUGUUGUCCAUGUUUAUACUUUCACUGCAGGGCCACUGAUGGAAGGAAGGAACAUUAGGUAAUAUUUUUGCCCCCUCCUUUACCCAGGGGAUGCUGUGGCUAGUGUAUGGGUAGUGUAAGUUUGUAGAAGCUUAGGUCUUUGAACAUUUCAAAACUCAGAUUGUUGGAUUUUUGGAUGUGAAAUGUUAACACCAUUAGAUACUAUAGGGAAUUCAAUCUUACAUAAAACCUAUCAGCAGUUGCCCUAACUUUUCCUCGCUAACCUGCUACCAGAGUCAAACACAAAUGGGGCACUGUCUCCAGUUGUAGACUGAAUUCUCAAGUAGAUGCAAUGUUAAUACAAAGAGUUAAGUUUGAAGCAGAGCUCAGACAGGCACCCAAUGAGAGAAAAGUUAAUUGGGGUUUAAACCUUAAACCUACCCUGAUCCCUUCAGUCAGUUCAGGUAACAGUGACUCUCUUUCAGGUGCUGAUAUGAACUGUACAGAUCACCUACAAAGUCUUACUCACACACUAACGUGAUUUGCAGGCUCAAAAAAAGCCUAGAGGAGAAAUUUAUCUUUAUCCACUCAUACUGAUUUAGGUUGUCACAUGACCUUAGAUCUAGCUCCAAAACACAAAUUUCUCCCCCACUGAGUCUAGUCACUGUAUUGUCCACAAGAAUGAAGUUAGCUAUGCACAGACUGAGAUAUGAAGCUUGGGUUAUGAAGGAUGAGAUUCAGCCACUUCCAUGGAUCAACUGGCUGAGGGAAAAUUCCAGUUAACACCCAAAAAAAACAAGAGUUUCUUCCCAAAAUAAUAUUAUCCCAAGCACAAGUCUAUAAAAUCAUCCACACCCGUUUGGAAUAAAAAAGCUUGAAAAUUCAUUUUAUGUUGUUCUACCCUGGUCUUGGAUUUGUUUUUAAUGAGAAAGACAACACAAAUAGAGCUCCUGAGGUGAUUAAUCAUUUGCCAUCCCAGUGAGUUGACUAGCUGUGAGAGAAAUUAUUGCAUGUUUUGAGCUUGGAACUCAGAUAAAUCUACUUAAUGAAAUUAAAUUUGUGCUUUUUAUUGUUAAAAGACCAAGACAAACAAACAAAUAAGCGCACACACACACACACACACACACACACACACACACACACACUCACUCACUCACACACGAGGGAACUAUUACUGAGAUAGAACGCUUGUGUAUUGGCUUCAUGUAGUCACAGAACACAAUGUUAUACCCAAACCAUUUUCUGUUGCACUCCUUUUAACCAAUGUCUUUCCACCUCUUUGCCAUAAAAUUUGUCGAUGCCAUUGAGUCAGAUGUUCCUAAAGAUUUAUAGAUUUGAAAUAUCUUCCCUGUCACUCUUCCCAAUUGCCAUAGCCUUUCCUCGGUAAAAUAUUUUGCACCAGAGAAUGCCAAAGAUGGAAGCAUGGUUUCUGCAGAAAUAUGCACCACUGUUUUUGUUUUGAAGUACAUUGGUGGUUGAGCAGAGCCUACAGUUGAGCACACCAGCAUGACCAAUAAAAGCAGGCAGGAGACUGAGUCUUUACAACAACAUCAAGCUUGGAGUUUGGAUGCCCAAAGCCUAAGUUGAUGGGAAAGUCUGAAUGUAGAAGCCUCAAUACAGAUGCUGCUGGGGCCUGCUUCGUGUCAAUAGGACUUUAAUAAAGAUUACAAAGCUAACUGAACCAACUUCUUUUCCAUUUUACCAUAUACAUUCAUUAAGAUGUUGGCUAUUAUUGAAUGAUUUCUUUAUGCAGAAGGAAAGCACCAUGCUUUUAAAUUAUCUUUGACUUGUUGGUUUCAAUAUUUUUUCCUCAUCUUUUUACCCUCUUUGACUAUCACCUUCCAGUUUCACUUCCUUGACAUAUUUGGGUUCCCCAGUACAAGGACCCAAGAGAGACGUCUUCCAUCAAUGUCAAUGUAUUUACUCAACUCUUAGAAAAAAACAUUGUAGAUGUUCAUCAUCACUCUUGGGUGAUAAUUGAGUGAAUUUUCUUUGCAAAGCAGUCUGUAGUUUUAUAAAAGGAUGUAUAAACUCCUCCCUCACCUAUAAAACUUAAUCCCAGUUAAAGAGGAUAAUGUAAUCCAAUAUUUUAAACCCAAGGAUAUUUGUGAGAGAAAGGGAGCAAAAUGAUCAAACAAAACUAGAAGAAAUAUGAUUCCAGUGUUAGGAAGAACAUUGAACUUCGAUCACCUUUAUUCGACUUGCUCCAUGCAAAUCAAUGUGCUAAUUAUCAAAUCUACAUAGGAAUUACUUUGUUAAUCCAAAAGAACCCAUUUCAACCCUCUGUGUCUCCACAACAAUCCAAUCAGUGGUAUCUACAGAUGGCCAUUUUGAUUUUAGUGUGGGAAGCAGAGAACUAAGUUAUACAAUGUCUUCCUUAUAUUUAUUUUAAAUAGAUUUUGAAAGAGAAAUCUGCAACCCAUAGGGUUUUAUGUUUAGUACUGAGUUGGAUGGACCCUGGAACCUUUGCCAAUUACAGUGCAUGGUUGGUGAUCACCUUCACUCCACCAGAACAACCCAGAACGAAAGUAAAAAACUACCCUCAUAAAUGUGAUCAGAAAAUUGAAGGUCAAACUUUUCUAUUUGUUGCUUAUCUACAUAGUACUGCAGAUGUGUACACAUCUGACAUACAGACCUCUCUCAUACUCUCAACACAGAAGCAGCUACUUGACACAAUACUAAUAGAGGGAGUGCUGCACAUUGGUUGGUCCAUUACACACAGAACUCUCCCACACAUUGGGCAUCCAGUCCACAUGGUUGGUCAUCCCACUGGGGAGCCCCUGAGACUGCUGGAAAGUACUGUACAGAGGUGGUGUUAAUCUUGAGAAUUGCCCAGACUGGACGGUUUAACAGGGAUGGGUGUUCCACUGGAUAGUCCUUCUGAAUGAGAUGCACGUCGAAGAGGGAAAUGCCCCAGGCUGGGGAGUGUGCUGUUGGGUAGUGUGUGUUAAGUUGGGGAAUCUCAUUAGACCAGGAUGAAUGUUACCAGAUUAAAACCAUAGGGGGACAGGGUCCAAAUCAUGCAAGAUAUUUUGCAGAGUGAACUUCAUAGGAUCAUAGAUAGUAAACUGAGUAAGAUUCCAAGAAUUACACAUCUUGGUAAUGAUAAGCAAUGUGUGCAACCUGCUAAGUACUGAGGAGAAUAUGAGACUUUUGUUCAUAAACGUCAUCCGUUUGUAGAACUGUCAGCAAGUGUUCAUAAUGUGGACUGAAAUGGGUUCUGAAAAUCUCCAUAGUAACAAUAAUUUGAACAAUGUCAGUGUGGUUUAAUUGCUUUGGCAGUAAAUACUGAUUGACAUUUUGUAUUAACCAGAGAAAACAAUACUUUUUCAAAAUUGUGUUUAACACGGUUUUACACUCUCACUGAAUACCUCUCCUGCAUUUUAAAAAUGUAAUGUGUUAUGCUAAAAGCAGUUUAAAAUAUUGUGUCAGUUAAAUAAUACUUGUUUUAUCCUUUUGGCUCACAAAAGGUUAAAUUCUUAGCGUAAAAUCUGGUCUAUACGCUGCACUUCAAACUGGCUUUACGUCUGCGAAAAGCAACAGUGACUUGUACAUCAAGACAAUUUUUAAAUAUAUUUUACUUAAAUGCAAAGCAGUAAACUAUAAGGUUAGAGAUUAAUGACAGUAAUGUUCUCAAUAUACUUGUGUCAGAUUGCUUUCUUUGGUAUUUCAAAAGCAGGCACUAUCACAUCUUAAACACGCUCAAGUCAAAUUCCUCGCUUCACUACAUUAACAGCUUCCUUUAAUAUGACAUGGUGAGGAGCCACGGUACAAACCACCACAAUGCUUGUAGAAUAAAGGCAAACAAUCUCUACCUUAUAGGAAGUAUCUUUUAUAAAUCUGCGACAUAUAGUCCGUAUUGUACGCUAAGUUUUGAAGAGGAAGAAAACCUUUUGCUGUCACCAACUUUUCUAUUGAAAUGAGUGGUACUUUCUGGAGAGAGAGAGAGAAUAUAUAUAUAAAUAAUAUAUAUCCAUCUUCCAGUGAGAGCAAAGGUGCAUUUUUUCCUUAAGGAAACAGUUUCAUUGGGGGAUGGUUUCUAUUUUGUCACUGCUGUAAUUCUGAACUGUGUGUUUGAAUGCACUGUAAACACAACCUGUACCAAUUCUCUUGUGUAAGUUUAGUACUCUGAUGUUGCUAUUAAACCUGUUUAACAACA